GGAUAAGGCGGGGCUUGAGCGGUUGGCUCCCCCGUCGCUGCUUCCUGAUGGCCUGGGCGCCAUGGCACUACCUUGGGUGCAGCGCAUUGAGCUCGUGCUCUUUGCCGCCGCCUUCUUGUGCGGGGCCGUGGCGGCCGCGACGCUGACCCGGACCCAGGGCUCCUUCAGUGGUAGCUGUCCCUUGUAUGGUGUGGCUGCCCUGAAUGCCUCCUCCCUGGCCUUAUCCCGCCCCUCAGCUCCAUCCCUCUGCUAUUUUGUGGCUGGAACUUCUGGUUUCCUGGCCCUCUACUGCCUCCUACUUCUGCUCUUCUGGGUCUACAGCAGCUGCAUCGAGGACUCCCACAGAGGUCCUGUAGGGCUCCGCAUUGCAUUGGUCAUCUCAGCUAUCGCCAUUUUCCUGGUCUUAGUGUCUGCCUGUAUCCUUCGAUUUGGCACCAAUUCUCUCUGCACUUCCAUCAUCUCUCUGAACCGUACAAUUAGCUGCUCUGAAGCCCAGAAAAUUCCAUGGACACCCCCUGGAACCGCUUUGAAGUUUUAUUCCAACCUACACAAUGCUGAAACCGCUUCUUGGGUGGAUCUGGUAUUGUGGUGUGUGGUCUUGAUGCUCCAGGUCAUGCAGUGGAAGUCUGAAGCCACCCCAUACCGACCUUUGGAGAGGGGUGACCCGGAGUGGAGCUCUGAGACAGAUGCUCUUGUAAGGCCACACCUAUCGCAUUCCUGAAGAGUGACCAGAGAGAGCUUCUGCAGCCAAAGACCCUGGGCCCAAGUGCCUGUAAUCUUCUUGCCCCCCACUAGCCCUGUUUCUGCACUUUUCCCUCCAGGAGGGAAACAGCAAG
Messenger RNA from Castor canadensis (American beaver), 836 nucleotides. It is a transcript of the gene Tmem179b, whose product is annotated as transmembrane protein 179B. The record is from RefSeq and is a predicted model, not a curated record. Lineage: Eukaryota; Metazoa; Chordata; Mammalia; Rodentia; Castoridae.